CUUCACGACCACGACACCCUCACACGCGGCUAACUGUCCCAACCCGAAUACGACCACCCAAGUAACCCUAUAACAUCGACAAUGGCUGAGGGAAGCAACUUCGACUAUCUCUUCAAGGUGGUCUUGAUUGGAGACUCGGGCGUAGGGAAAUCAAACUUGCUCUCGCGAUUCACUCGUAACGAAUUCAAUCUCGAGACGAAGUCAACGAUUGGGGUUGAGUUUGCGACACGGACGAUCAGUGUUGAUGGAAAGACAUUGAAGGCUCAGAUUUGGGAUACCGCCGGACAGGAGCGGUAUCGGGCAAUCACUGCCGCUUACUACCGUGGUGCAGUCGGCGCACUUCUUGUCUACGAUAUCGCAAAACAUGCAACAUACGUCAAUGUCACCCGGUGGUUGAAGGAGCUUCGUGACCAUGCGGACUCGAACAUCGUCAUCAUGUUGGUCGGGAACAAGAGUGAUCUUAAGCACCUCCGUGCCGUGCCCACAGAAGAGGCGAAGGCGUUCUCUGCGGAGAACGGUCUUUCAUUCAUCGAGACUUCUGCCCUCGACGCAUCAAACGUCGAGUCUGCGUUCCAGACCAUCCUUACCGACAUCUUCCGUAUCGUUUCCAACAAGUCGCUCGAACCAUCUGGGGACGCCAUCAAGCCCUCUUCCGGCGACACCCUCACCGUCAGCCCCAGUGUGGACACAUCGAAUGCUCAGGCGAGCAAGUGCUGUUAAGCCAGAGAGCAGUCCCGUGAGCUAUGGUAGACGGGGUUUUGCGGCAGGAGACGAGAUGUACACGGUUUGGAGUCGGUUCGUCAGUACAGGUACAUUUUGUGCGUUUCUGUAAUAUCUUUUUCUCUGUUCGCUUGUUCGUGUUUGAUUCUUUGUGGAUGGAUCAUGGCCGUCAUAUACCUUAGCCUUGCCAGUGCUGAGCACAUGUGCCUGUUGUUGUCUUUGCAUCGUAGUCUGCCAAGGAGUGUCACAUCCCACCAUAUCAAGGCCUCUCUGGUCCGGGGCAGCGGCUCCCUGUAUAUGGUAGAAAUGUCGUUUAUCACAAUGCCCAUGAAAAGCAACUCUUUUC
Messenger RNA from Stereum hirsutum FP-91666 SS1, 1066 nucleotides. Its product is annotated as ras-domain-containing protein. The record is from RefSeq and is a predicted model, not a curated record. Gene Ontology annotation, biological process: exocytosis. The transcript has 7 exons. Gene Ontology annotation, cellular component: recycling endosome. Gene Ontology annotation, molecular function: GTP binding; GTPase activity. Bases 82 to 720 code for a protein of 212 amino acids. Lineage: Eukaryota; Fungi; Basidiomycota; Agaricomycetes; Russulales; Stereaceae.